GCCUUUCUUCACUUACUGGGUCACCUUUGUGCAUUCGCUCAUCACCAUCCUCGCUGUGUGCAUCUACGGCAUCGCCCCUGUGGGGUUCUCACAACACGAAACUGUUGAUUCAGUCUUGCGAAACAGAGGGGUCUAUGAAAAUGUCAAAUAUGUUCAGCAAGAAAACUUCUGGAUCGGCCCCAGCUCAGAGGCCCUGAUCCACCUCGGGGCCAAGUUCUCGCCGUGCAUGAGGCAGGACCAGCAAGUGCACAGCUUCAUCAGCGCCAAGCGGGAGAAGGAGAAGCACUCUGCCUGCUGCGUGCGGAACGACAAGUCGGGCUGCGUGCAGACCUCGGAGGAGGAGUGCUCGUCCACGCUGGCCGUGUGGGUGAAGUGGCCCCAUCACCCCAGCACACCAAUGCUGGCAGGGAGCAAGAGGCAGUUUGGGUCUGUUUGUCAUCAGGACCCGAGGGUGUGUGAGCAGCCAGCCUCCAUGGAGCCCCACGAGUGGCCAGAUGACAUCACCAAGUGGCCGAUCUGCACAAAAAACAGUGCUGGGAAUUACACCAACCACCUUCACAUGGACUGCGUCAUCACAGGCCGGCCCUGCUGCAUUGGGACCAAAGGAAGGUGUGAAAUAACCUCCCGGGAGUACUGUGAAUUUAUGCGGGGCUACUUCCAUGAGGAGGCAACACUCUGCUCUCAGGUGCACUGCAUGGAUGAUGUCUGUGGGCUCCUCCCUUUCCUAAAUCCAGAAGUCCCUGACCAGUUCUACCGCCUCUGGCUCUCGCUGUUCCUCCACGCUGGGAUCCUGCACUGUCUGGUGUCAGUCUGUUUCCAAAUGACGAUCCUGCGGGACCUAGAGAAGCUGGCAGGAUGGCAUCGCAUCUCUAUCAUCUACCUGCUCAGUGGCAUCACUGGGAACCUUGCCAGUGCAAUAUUUCUACCCUACAGAGCAGAGGUUGGCCCUGCGGGAUCCCAGUUUGGGAUCCUGGCCUGUCUCUUUGUGGAGCUCUUCCAGAGUUGGCAAAUCCUGGCACGCCCGUGGAGGGCCUUCUUCAAGCUGCUGGCUGUGGUGCUCUUUCUUUUCGCCUUCGGCCUCCUGCCUUGGAUCGAUAAUUUCGCUCACAUUUCAGGAUUCAUCAGCGGUUUCUUCCUCUCCUUCGCCUUCCUGCCCUACAUUAGCUUUGGGAAGUUUGAUUUAUAUAGGAAGCGAUGCCAAAUUAUAGUUUUCCAGCUCAUCUUCAUCGCGCUCUUCUCAGGACUGGUGAUUCUGUUCUAUUUCUACCCCAUCAAGUGCGAGUGGUGCGAGUUCCUCACCUGCAUACCCUUCACAGACAAGUUCUGUGAGAAGUACGACCUGGACGCACAGCUCCACUGAGGGGCAAAGGCGCUGGAGAGGGACUGUCUGUGCAUUGGCUGUGCCAGUUCCACGGGGACAAAGCCUCUAAUCCAGUGACACCUGUAACCCUGCCCGUGGUUAAUUUAAACAAGUCUCCUUAGCACUUGGCAGGCAUGAUUUUGCCUUAUCUCAGAAGACUCUGAAAACGGAACGUUUGUGCCUUGUUCAAUUCUAUUGAACCUUUUCUGCUGCCAUUAUUUUUAUUACACUAGUUUCAAUACUACAUUUUUAACCGGAGUUGUUUACUACUGCUAAGGUGGUGAUUAAAUGGUAAGGUAGCGUUUUAGCUACUGUUAAUUGUU
Molecule: messenger RNA, 1683 nt
Organism: Merops nubicus (carmine bee-eater)
Lineage: Eukaryota; Metazoa; Chordata; Aves; Coraciiformes; Meropidae
Gene: RHBDF1
Product: rhomboid 5 homolog 1 (Drosophila)
Exons: 10
Biological process (GO): regulation of protein secretion; regulation of epidermal growth factor receptor signaling pathway
Cellular component (GO): endoplasmic reticulum membrane
Molecular function (GO): serine-type endopeptidase activity
Source: RefSeq, a predicted model, not a curated record